UCUCUCUCUCUCUCUCUCUACCUUUCUCAAUUCUUGUUGAACAUGAAAAAACCUCAACUUGUAAUCCAAUACCCAGAUAGAGAUCAUGGACGCCACCGAAACUUGUUCUUCUUCAUCUUCUUCAUUUUCUUCGUCCGCUACUCAUGUAGACGACAGCGAAGAUCUCCCUUUGGACCAACUUGGCGAAUCGCAGAUGAAAAAUGAGUCUCUCACCGCCGAGCUCCAAGCUCUUCAAACCAAAUCUGCUGUGACGGAGGAGAACUUGGUCCUCCUCAACGCUGCUAUUGAACAAGUCUCCAGGGAGAGAGAUGAUCAAGUGUCAGAGUUACAGAGGAGGAUUGAUGAGGAAUUGAAGGAUAAACAAGGAAUUGGGAUCGAGCUCGAGGGUUGUAGGGAGAGAAUUAGGGAGUUGCUGGAGGAGAAGAGUGAGAUAAUUAGGGUUUUUUCGGAGCAUUUGGUGACCGUUAAAUCGGUUAAGGAGUGUUUGGUGAGGGUGGUUGAGAGCAUGGAGGAUGACCAAGUUAAAGUAGAAAGCGUUGUUGAUGAAGGCGAGCAAGUGAGAGGAGAAACUGAUUUAGAGGAAGAAUUGAGGGCAAUUUUGGUGGAAUUAAAGGCGGUUUCAAAGCUUGCAAGCAUGACAGAGAUGAAGUUGAGUGAGUAUGAAGAGAUGAGGAACAAGGAGAAGAGGGAGUUAGAGAAUAGUGUGGUGAGCUUGACGGAGGAGAAUCGGGACAUCAACAGUUUACUUAGGAUUGCUUUGGUGGAAAAAGAGGCAGUGGAGAAGAGUUUGAACAAGCUUAAAGGGAACAACAAUGAACAGAAGAGAGUGGCCAUCUUGCAGAUUGCAGAAAGAGGAUUACAGAAAGUUGGGUUUGGAUUUAUGAUGGGGACUGGAACUAAUGAACCAGCAGCAUCAGAAAUUGCAAGUGCUAAUAAUGCUGCAGGUAGUAAGUCAGAUGGUAGCGAAUGCGAAGAAGAGGUUGUGAGUCUGGCCUCAACUGUGGAGAGGAUAAUGAAAAAUUUACGACUUGAAAUCACCCAAUUGAGGAGGUCUUUGGAGGAAUCUAGGUCAGACACUGAGCGCCUACAGAGUCUUACGGAGAAACAAGCUCAGAAAAUUGCAGAAAAUGCAAUGUACAUAAAAGAGCUGGAAGAUAGAGAAACAAUGUUAUCCCAAAAUGUUGAGGAACUCCUGAUGGAAAUAAAGGAAACUGAAGAAGAGGUUGCUAGAUGGAGGGAAGCUUGUGAAUUGGAAGUGGAAGCUGGAAAGAAUGUUGUUGAAGAACGUGACAAAGUGGUUUCAAUUUUGAAGCAAGAGUUGGAGAAAACAAAGGCUGCUUUGGACAUAUCAAAUGGAAAAUUAAAGUUGAAAGAAGAACUUGCAGCUGCUGCAAUGGCUGCCCAAGCAGCAGCAGAGAGGUCUCUCAAGCUGGCUGACAGCAGAGCUGCAGGACACCAUGGGAGGAUCGAAGAGCUAACAAGACAAUUAGAAGAAGCAGAGAGCAGGGAACGGAACCGUCACAAGGUGAGGCACAUUUGUUGGCCUUGGCGUUUCCUCAAGGCGAAUCGUGCUAACAAUACAAACCCUAGAUUUCGAAAUUCCAGUCGGAUGCUACCAGAGAUGCAAGCUUUGCUUCUUUAGUGUCUAUCAUCUCAAUAUCUCUUAUUUUCUUAUGUAAUGCAAUUAUCAAAGCUUGUGUUGGAGUUUUACUUCCAAAUUCGGAGAUGACUGACAUGUCAUGCACUAUGGCUGCUCUUAUCAUGUCUUUUAUUUGCAUUAGAUGGCUGACAUGUCAUGAAAUCAAGUUUCAAGUCAGAAUUCAAAAAAUUCUUGUUGCAAACUCA
This is a messenger RNA of Camellia sinensis, 1845 nucleotides long. Its product is annotated as ATP-binding protein. NCBI's taxonomy places the organism in Eukaryota, Viridiplantae, Streptophyta, Magnoliopsida, Ericales, Theaceae. The record is from RefSeq and is a predicted model, not a curated record.